Molecule: messenger RNA, 1064 nt
Organism: Tricharina praecox
Lineage: Eukaryota; Fungi; Ascomycota; Pezizomycetes; Pezizales; Pyronemataceae
Exons: 2
Coding region: 56-817 (253 amino acids)
Biological process (GO): peptidyl-proline hydroxylation to 4-hydroxy-L-proline
Cellular component (GO): endoplasmic reticulum
Molecular function (GO): procollagen-proline 4-dioxygenase activity; iron ion binding; L-ascorbic acid binding
Source: RefSeq, a predicted model, not a curated record
GCUCCCUCACCAUCGUCAUCAUCCAUCAACGCUGAAGAGACAUAAAUAACCGAACAUGCCGCCAAAAAAACAGCCGACCGUAUCCAACAAGAAGAAGGGGACUCUACCACCCGGUGCGACACAGGCUGUAGCUUCAACCCCACCACAGUCCCUAUCAUGGCCACCCUUAACCCCGCUACUCCCGCCUUCAGACCUGGAACUGAGAGACGUUCUACCGGAACAGAUCCUUACAAUUCCCAGAUUCUUCACCUCGACGCUAUGCAAAACAUAUGUCAACUACCUCCAGAAAUCCGUUUCAUUAACCACGACACCUGGAAAACCGAAACACGGCGAUGCGGUCCGCGUCAACGACCGUUUCCAGAUCCAUGAUGCAGCAUUCGCGGAGCGGUUAUGGACUGAGAGUGGACUGAAGGAUGUCGUUUCUAGGAAGGAUAACGACUUAUGGGGAGGUGAAGUUGUGGGACUGAAUACGAACAUACGAGUCUAUCGCUAUCAAACCGGACAGUUCUUUGACAAGCACUACGAUGAUUCGAAUCAGCUGAUGCACGGCGAUCCACCAGUGCCUUGCCGAACCACCUGGACGUUGUUGAUCUACCUCACUGGCUCUGCAGACGGCAUCGUCGGCGGCGAGACGGUGUUUUAUACCGAUGCUACAAGGACAAAGAGGAGUGAAGAGGUUGUUGUCGAUCUGGAGAAAGGACUUGCCGUGCUUCAUAGGCAUGGGAGGGAGUGUAUGCUUCACGAAGGAAGACAGGUCACAGACGACGGUGGCGUGGGGAAGUGGGUCUUGAGAAGCGAUUUGGUGGUCAAACGGUAGAUUACUAUAGCCGCGCUUGAAACUUAUUUGAGGUUGCCCAAGAGGUUCUGUAUUGGGGUUUCUGAGAGGGUUGAAGAAGAGGCAUGGCUCCACUCGAAAAACAAGUGGUUGUGAUUGAUGCCUUUUAUAUGAGCGGGCGACGAUCAAAACAAAAGCUUAGAAUGUGUAAAUAGCGGACAAUGGCGGGGAACUAAAGAAGCUAUCGGGCAAGAAGAAAGAGAGAGAACAUCAGUUUAUUUCGCAUGCA